Messenger RNA from Myiozetetes cayanensis, 1964 nucleotides. RefSeq names its product NADPH dependent diflavin oxidoreductase 1 (gene NDOR1). The transcript is spliced from 15 exons. Gene Ontology annotation, cellular component: cytosol. NCBI's taxonomy places the organism in Eukaryota, Metazoa, Chordata, Aves, Passeriformes, Tyrannidae. The coding region runs from base 98 to 1903 and encodes 601 amino acids. Gene Ontology annotation, molecular function: flavin adenine dinucleotide binding; NADPH-hemoprotein reductase activity; FMN binding. The record is from RefSeq and is a predicted model, not a curated record.
UGACGUCAUCGGGAGUGCGGGCCGGGCACGGGCAGCCCCAUUCAUCCACCGCGUGACGUCACGGGGAGCGGUCGCGCUGCGGUGACGUCACGAAGGGAUGGGCCGGCCCGUGAUGGCAGAACGGAGGCUCCUCGUUCUCUUUGGCAGCCAGACGGGGACGGCCCAGGACACAGCAGAGAGGGUCGGGAGAGAGGCCGCGCGCCGGCACCUGCAGUGCAGGGUGGAAGCCCUGGACAGCUGUGACCUGGCCAACCUCAUCCAUGAGCCACUGGUGGUGUUUGUGUGUGCCACCACCGGCCAGGGAGACCCACCUGAUAACAUGAAGGUGUUCUGGCGGUUCCUGUUCCGGAAGAACCUGCCCCCCGGCUCCCUGUGCCAGCUGGACUACGCCGUGCUGGGCCUUGGAGACUCCUCCUACCCCAAGUUUAAUUUUGUUGCAAAGAAGCUGCACAAACGGCUGCUACAGCUCGGGGGCAACCCACUGCUGCCAGUGGCCCUGGGAGACGACCAGCAUGAUCUGGGGCCGGAUGCAGUGGUUGAUCCGUGGCUUGUGGCCUUAUGGGACAAGAUCCUCGCCUUGUAUCCUCUCCCUCCUGGCCUUGAGAUCAUCAGCCCAGACACACGCCUGCCCCCAAAAUACACCCUGCACUACCUGCCUGAGGACUCCCUGCCCCCCGAGGGUGACCUUCUCCAGCCGACAGCGCCCAGGGCUGUUCCCUGUGAGCUCCAUCCCUUCGCUGCCCCCGUGGUGUCCAACCGGCGGCUCACGGCACAGUGCCACUUCCAGGACGUGCGGCUCAUCGAGUUCGACAUCGCGGGCUCGGGCAUCACGUUCAGUGCAGGGGACGUGGUGAUGAUCCAGCCCCAGAACUGCCCCGAGGAUGUGCAGCAGUUCUGCCAGCUCCUGCGCCUGGAUCCGGACAAGCGCUUUGUGCUGAAGCCCACGGAGCCUGGCACAUCCCUCCCUCCCCUUUUGCCACAGCCCUGCACCAUCCGGCACCUGGUCACCCACUACCUGGACAUCUCCUGCGUGCCACGGCGCUCCUUCUUCGAGCUCCUGUCCCACUUCUCCACCAACGAGCUGGAGCGGGAGAAGCUGCAGGAGUUCAGCUCUGCUCAGGGCCAGGAGGAGCUGUACAGCUACUGCAACCGGCCCCGCAGGACCACGCUGGAGGCCCUGUGGGACUUCCCUCAUACCACGUGUGCCAUUCCAGCCGAUUACCUGCUGGACCUCAUCCCCCGCAUCAGACCCCGCGCCUUCUCCAUCGCCUCCUCCAUGCUGGCUCACCCUGACAGGAUCCAGAUCCUCAUGGCAGUGGUGCAGUACAAGACACGGCUCAGCAAACCCCGCCGUGGGCUCUGCUCUACCUGGCUAGCUUCUCUCAAUCCAGAGCAAGGUGAUGUCCGGGUGCCUCUUUGGGUGAAGAAAGGAGGAUUGAAGUUCCCAGCUGACCCUGCCACCCCUGUGAUCAUGAUUGGCCCUGGCACAGGGGUGGCACCGUUCCGAGCAGCGAUACAGGAGCGGGUGGCACAGGGACGUACAGGGAACUGCCUCUUCUUUGGCUGUCGACAGAAAUCCAAGGACUUCUACUGCCAGGCAGAGUGGGAAGAGCUGGUGGCAAAGGGCUUCCUGACACUCUUCACAGCCUUCUCCAGGGACCAGGAGGAGAAGGUUUAUGUUCAGCACCGCAUCCGGGAGAACCGCGGGCUGCUCUGGGAGCUGCUGAGCCGUGGGAAUGCUCACGUCUACCUGGCUGGGAAUGCCAAGCAGAUGCCAGUGGCGGUGGCCGAGGCCCUGCGGUCGGUGCUGGAGCUGGAGGGUGGGCUGUCACCCUCGGAAGCAGAGGAGCAUUUAACAGCCCUGGAACGGUCCCAGCGCUUCCAGUCUGAAACCUGGUCCUAAGCCUGGCUCCCUGCCCCCCCCUUCCCCACAAACUGCCUCAAUAAAGGAGCCAGCACAAUGA